AUGCAUAAGGAGCAAAAGAUGGAAGAUCUGCUUCAGAAGUCCAAUGACUGGUGGGAACGGCAAGAAGCAGAGCGUCAAGCGGAGGCUGACGCAGCAUCACAUCCCAGGCCACACAAUGCAUUCGCCUCAAACUCUGCCAUGUCUGUCUCGGAGCAAUUUGAGGCAUAUCAGGGCAACUACUCGGACUCCAAUCCAUCGUACAUGUCGCUGUCAUCUGGAGGCAGCGAUAUGCUGCGCUCUGCCAGUCACGGCACGCCAGCUCAGUCAGCAGACCCUGCUUUGGUUCUGGAUCCGCGUCUUAGGCGAACUCAGCAGUUCCAACGGCGAAGUCUUUCUGGCCCUUUGAGCACUGGUGACCCUCAAGGCUAUUUGGCAGUCCCAUCAUUCAAUACUAACCUCGCCCCGCCUCAAUUUCACACGCAGAAGACUUCGAGGUCGCAUGCGGACUAUUCUGGGUAUCAGGAUGACUCGCAAGCCCCGACCGGUUUCGCAAACCCGACGGUCAACUACCACUUCACUUCUGCCCCGUCUUUAGACCCUUCCGCCUUUGCAGUGCGAGGGCGUUAUUCCAUCCCACGGGCUUUCGGGUAUGAGCAACCUCGCAAGGUGAAGAAGGCACGCACAGUCGCUGGUCCCGACAUCAGACUGAACCGAAUGGCAGAUUUUUUUGGUUCUCCCAAACAAGUCCAACCCGUCCCGAUAGAUGAUUUUGGGGCGAGCCAAGAUGCCGAUCUGGGAUAUGUGGGAAGCAAUCCAGCUGCUGACAACGUACCGGCACCCUCGCCCAAGCAAGCCAGCAUCGCGCGAGCCUUGGAGGACUCGCCAAAGUCGAAGCUCCACAAACGCCUAGAGGAUGACAUCAAUUCUUUUUUAGUCGAGCACAACGCCAAGGCAGGCAACCAACCGCUAUCGGAAGAAGAGUUGUAUAAGAGUUUUCGGCUUUCGCUCGGAAGCAGCGACACCUUGACCAGUUGCGAUGCUUCACAUGCCGGCCCGCUACCGGGACCUGCUGACGUCCAGACAGGUCCCGGGAAGUAUUGCCCUGCAUUGAAGGAGACUUACUUCGUUUGUUCCAUCUGCAAGAAGCCCAAGAAGAGACAAAGUGAUCUCAACAAGCACAUGCAUCGCCAUUCGAAGCCCUACGGGUGCGUGUUCGACGGGUGCGAUAAGACCUUUGGCAGUAAGAAUGACUGGAAGAGGCAUGAACAAUCACAACACGAGCAGCAGGAGUGCUGGCGUUGCCAUCUGUGCUUUGAAAUCUUCUUUCAUGACCAAAGCUACUACAUUCAGCACAUGACCAACGUCCACUCCACUCAACGACCUGAGGAGAGUGCCAGACAAUAUCGCAUCGCUCGGAAUCACCAGGGACGAUUCUGGUGCGGAUUCUGCUGUCAGAUCAUUACACACCAGAAGACGGAUGUUGAAGCCAUCAACCUUAGGUUCCAGCACAUUGCCGAACAUUUCACCAAGGGCAACAAGUCUAGCAAGGACUGGGUGGAAUUGGGCAGCAAGGGAAAGACGAAGCAGCAAAAUCGAGAACAACAAAGCCAAACGGCCACCGAAGGUGGAGAGGACGUUGUGGCCAUGUCUCAAGAUACUUCGAUGAGCACGCCGACCCCAACCCCAUCGCACAACGACUCCUGUCCGAUGCAACGCGACGUGUCACACCAGUCCUCAGAUUCUGAAGGACUCCCCGGCUCCACUUCAAUGAUGCAAGACCUGCCAUUGAUGAUGGGACCUCAGGCUCAUACGGGGUCACUGCAACGUCAAACCCACUCUGUUACUGAGGACGCUGGACCUCAACCACGACGAGCCGCCCAACAACGCCGCACAAAGUAUGUCUUCUGCUGUCACUGCGGCGAAACGGCGAAUUCUAGCCUCUCGGAUUCGUGCAUGCCUCCUUGCAACCAUCGCUUCUGCCCUGCCUGCUCCCAUGAGGAGUGGAUGGACGAUGAGGUAUGA
Molecule: messenger RNA, 1962 nt
Organism: Cladophialophora yegresii CBS 114405
Lineage: Eukaryota; Fungi; Ascomycota; Eurotiomycetes; Chaetothyriales; Herpotrichiellaceae
Exons: 2
Coding region: 1-1962 (653 amino acids)
Source: RefSeq, a predicted model, not a curated record